Molecule: messenger RNA, 2382 nt
Organism: Entamoeba invadens IP1
Lineage: Eukaryota; Evosea; Mastigamoebida; Endamoebidae
Exons: 1
Coding region: 1-2382 (793 amino acids)
Source: RefSeq, a predicted model, not a curated record
AUGUCACUUUUAACAAGUGAAAACAUUCGGCGUGUUUCCCGUUACUUUCUCACAACACAAGACUAUAUAACACUUGAAAUGGUCUGCAAGAAAUUUCGCGGCAACACACUUCACUUUACAACGAACCCGAUAGAUUUAGAUGACCACAACUAUUUGCUUUUUACAAAUAUAGAAUACAUCAGAGGGUUUUCUUCUUCGAUAAAUUUUAUAAAAAAGAAUUGUUUUAAAGGCAAUGAUAAAUUAAAAGAAGUUUAUUUAUCGAACAGCAUAGUAAAUAUCCUUGACAAUUCAUUUCGUGACUGCGCCAAUUUACACAAAAUAGUUUUUUCAACGAACUUGACUUCCCUUGGUGGAUUCUCUUUUGCCAACACAAAGUCACUAGAGAGUGUAGUUUUACCCGAUUCACUCAUAGAAAUCGAAGGCAACUGUUUUCGCGAUUGUACGAAUCUCACAAGUGUGCGUCUCUCAACAACUUUGACACAAUUAGGUCCUCGAGUCUUCCGGGGGUGUACUCGCCUGAAUAAAAUUGACCUUCCGACCUCUCUACUAAAAAUAGGGAACGAGUGUUUUAUGAAUUGUGAGAGUCUUGAGUAUGUGAUUCUUCCAAAGACCAUAAUGACGAUCCCUUACAAGUGCUUUUCAAUGUGUGUCAGACUCCAAUUUCUGUACAUCCCAAAAGGGAUCACGACGAUCGGCGAAAACGCGUUUGAGAGAUGCGAGAAAGUCAAAGUCGUCUUUGUCGAAGCCGAGAAUGUCGAAAUUAUGCAAAAGGCGUUUUUGAUGUGCGACGUCGUCAACUUUUUCUUCGAAGAACACAACGCAAACACCGCGGAAAAAUUCAAAGAAAUCGGUCGACCUCUUUGCUUUAAUAAUACCGAAAAAAUGUUCGAAGUAAAAGACUUGUUGGAACACGCAAAACGCAUUUCCGAAGGAAUUGAAAAAGUCGAAAUUUUUGAAAAUUCUUCGAUUUGGUCGAAACUCAAAAACGACAAAAGCGAAAAUUUCGAAGAAAAAAUUGUGAAGAAGAGAAGAGGACGAAAAAGAAAAGCAGACACCAAAACGGACGUCGAAAAGAUAAAAGAAGGAGAGUCUUCCCCGUCUUAUGAAAAUUCGACGGAAACGAAAAGUGAAAAAUCGAGAAAGUCGAAAAUUGACAAAGUCGAAAAUGUGAAAAAGUUGUCAGCAAUUAGUUUGAAUGAAACAACGCCUGAAACGGUUGAUAAAUUGCCGGGAUUUUCAAAUCUUGAAAGUUUGGCUUCUAAAAAUGAAAAAAUUGAAAAAGUCGAAUUAACAAAUGAAAAAGCGGAAGACAGCGGAAUCAAAAAGAAGCGAAAAAGACGAACAAAAAAAGAAAUGGAAAUGGCUCGACUACAAACGCAACAAGAAUGUGGAGAGAACCACAAAAUUUUAAUUCAACAACGCAAAAGUACUUUAAAAAGUAAAAUUAAUAAGUCUGAGGAGUGUGAUGAGGAUAAAACUUCAUCUGUGAAUAUCGAAUUUCGCGAUGAUAAAAUUGAGAAAGUCGAUUUAUCAAAAAGUAAAAUUGAAAAAGUCGAAAACUUCAAAAAGCGCCAUCAAACAAAAUCCACAAAGACUUCACACGUUAUCAAAGUUGACGAGACGCCAAUCAAUCAGUCCAAAAUUCCCAAAAAGAGUUUAGAGAAAAUGCGAAAAACGCGAUUGAAAGAAAACACCACAAAAAACACAACAGAAAAAGUCGAGUAUUUUCCGCUGCCACACGAAAAUCUCAAUCCAAAAUAUGUGACUCAACACGUCGACCCUCCCGAACUAAGUCGUCAGAAGAAAAUGAAUAAAUUACUCGAUGAAAUGCUCCAGAACGUCCAAAGAAUUCAACAAACACAAUUUCCACUGAAUUGGUGCCAAAAAUCGGGAUGUUUGGGCGCAGAAGUCCAACCGAAUUGCUUGGAGGCCCCGUCACGGGGUGUCGACAUGGCAGUGGAUACAACCGUCGAUUACCAACAACAAUACCGACAAGCACAAUUCCAAUAUCGCCUCCAACAACAAAUCGAAAGCUUUAAAACGAUGUUUGCAAAGAAGACGACGACGGAAGAACAAACGAAACAAAUUGUGAUGGUCGCACAAAACACACAAAAUCUGUCGGCCAUCGACGCGCUGGAUGAAUCCAAUCGGUUGAAUGUGGUGAACAGUGAGAAUGGAGUUAAUGCAAUCAAGGAAGCAUCAGACCUCAAAUGCAAUUUCCCUCCAAACUCGGCAGAAAAGGCGUUUUCAUAUGAGUUGAAAAACGUCGAUGUUCGCGGGAUAGAUGCAUCAAAACAAUUGCUACAAAUGCAGUGUCAAGAAAAUGGGCAGGUAAAUAUACAGAAUACCCUCCCCAGCUUCAACUCGUGGCAGAUGAAGUAA